UUAUGCACACGCCGGAGGUGCAACCCGAUAUCGAGAUUGCCAGUGGUGGGCCACAAUAUCCAUUUAAUCCUCCUGGAAGCGUAACACCAACUUCGGCUUCAACAACCACCAUACGUCAUCCUUUGCCGCCGCAAUUUGAAUUAGCAUCUAGGCCAUCGAUUACGUUGCCCAUGAUAGCCAACACAACUUCUGCGCCUACCCCGAUCAGACCCAUUGCCACAUACAAACCACCGGUAGCGACUAGAUCGCCUAUGAAGCGUAAUUCUUGUGUCGUCGAAGCUCCAUUUUGCUCAUCCUGCUUGGCAAAAAUUUCCUCUUCAGAACCCUGGUUCCCCUAUCCGCCUCCUUUGUUUAUUCCAGCUGUAUGUUCUCGUUGCAGCAUCCUUCAAGUGAUUUUAAAUCGAUUGCCGGAAGAGGUGACUGUUUUCUCGGACAUCCUCAAGCUGGCGUCGUUCGGCGAAAUCGUAGAUUUUAACGAAGUUCUCACUGAAGCUAACGGUCAGGUAACGGUUCUGGCGCCAAGUGAUGCAGCGUUCGCGUAUUUGCCGAUUUCGAUCGAUGAUCUUAAACAGCGACUUGUAAGAAGUCCCAAUGAAUUGCGUCGCUUCAUUCUCUAUCACCUCCUGCCUGGCUAUGUCACAUCGAGAGAUUUGAAGCCCGAUGCGUGGAUCGCAACAUGCUUAUUUGAAAAAAGCAUUUAUAUCAACAAUGAUCGGCAAGUGAACGGAGCGCCUUUACAGAGCCGAGACAUAAAUCACAAGCACGGUUCGAUCCAUACUCUGGGUCGUGUGUUGUGGCCUGUGGCCGAAGAUUCUGUUCAACUCUACCUAGACGCCAAUCCUUUUCUCUCACAGUUCGCUUCAUGGUACCGCAAUUUUGCUCGCGUGUCAAAGAACGACAUGGUCACGGUGUUUGCACCAACUAAUGCCGCAUUUGAGCGCGUGGCUCCCUCGAUCCGUAAAAAUCUAGCGAAGAAUGACGUUCUGAAAGCAAGAACGGUUCAAAAGCAUAUAGUCCCCGGCCUAUGGUUUUCAUCAUCAAUAUCACCUAGUGGAGCUGUCCUUACACCAAUGGAUGGGCUCAGUGUUACCUGCACGGCUAUCAAAUUCGAAUUCAAUGAUCCCCACAAAUAUCAACAGAAAUCAGGCUUAUCUAAAGCAGAUAAGCUCUUGACUUUUGGUUCAUCGCGGGUGAUCGCGUCCGACCAAUUUGUCACAAACGGGGUUAUCCACAUUGUAGACAAGCUUAACACAGACCAGUUAGAACUGUGUGGCUUCAGCUAAUCAGCAGUUUUCUCUGUUCACAAAUAGUCGCCCAACUACACUCUACCAUCUACUCUUCCAUGUGCAAGAAUAGAUGACUAACAAAGAGAAGUUAAUCUAUUAUUAUUAUUAUACAAAUGCCGAGGCCGCAACUUAAAGGAUUUUAAACCAUCGUGCUGUGCUUCGAGCCCUAAAAGCCGAUAUCUGGAUACGAUUACUGCUAAAUCGAUACAUUCUCGCAAACUCUGAACGAGUAACAUCGAUCAUGAUAGAUAAAGAACCAUGAUGAUAGGUCAAAAAAACUCAAUUAAAAGCGAAAAAUCUUGAUACGUAGAUAUACAACACAGAGUAGGUUAUGUACGAACGUCAAUAGGUCGAGUACGACGACUAAAAAAUGUCUUAAGUUAUUUUGGCGCUUUGGCGCACAAGAUGCUAUCAUAUGCAAGCGGAUGAACGGUAAAGUAAGCCUGGCUUACUUUCAGUAUGGAGCCACAUAUCGUAUAAAUUUUGACGUAAAAUUACUUCGUGACCUAUUCGUGUUUACCCUAGUCGUCCUUCAGCGUGUUUUGGCUGUUUAAAGCUGUAGGACCAAAGUAAUAGGUACAGGAAUCGGUCGUAUAUGAAAACCACUUGCUAUUCCAUUAUUGGUAUUAUAUGGUAAGCUGCGUUUACUUUUCACAAAAGUCUUUAUGAAUCUCAAGUGUGAUUGCGAGAGCCUAUCAGAAGCCACGAAUUAGUAGAACAAGGUUCGAAAACCGUUUGCGCUAGACGCUACAAGGCUGUGUUUUGCCUCUUAUUUGCUCUGUCCCACGUAUACCCACGGUCGACGUUAUGCACAAUGCGCACAUUAUAAACUUUAAACACAAUGAAUUUAAAAUUAAAGCCUCGGUACAGAGCAAUAAUGGACACUAGUCCUCAUAGACACCAUUUCUCGGUAGGGAACAAUGAUUGUACACCAUAUAAUGUCACACAUAUUGCUUCAUCGGAUUUCCCGGCAUUUAUUAAGCAGCGCUAAAGGUUUUCUUUGCCAGUGUUCUUUGACUUCAUUCCUCCCUCAACCAAGAACCCCAGUACGCUCUUACCUAUACGAAAGGAAUGAAAUAUAGCAGAGCUUUUGAACAAACGAUGAACUCUAGCAUAAUAAUUAAUUGUUGCUUCUCGGAUUUCCAUGAAUAGUAUCGAAUACCUUGCACAUAAUAUAUAGCAGUUUGCAGAUCUCUUCUGUUGGGGGUUUUACUUCAUGAUUUUCCGCUGCAUUGGCCAUCGGAUUGAUACGAGCAACCGAUUGGUGCAACGGAGUAGAUUUGCAAGUAGAUUUACGAAGGCGAGCGUGUUGCUUUCGUACACGUGUAUUUAACCGUUAGCUAUGCUAAUUGCAAAAAAUGUGUUAGAGAUGAUUUGAACUCUAGUCGAAGCUAUUAUUUGACAUUUACUGAUAACGUUAUGUCGGUUGAUUGUACAUAGGAUAGGUUCAAGGUACAUGAAAUGAACUAAUAACAGUGUGUUUUUUAUUGAUAAGAUAUUGAUUUUCUAUUUAACCUCUGUUAUGGCCAGUUGUUCCGUCCUAGGGUAAUUUAAGUAAACGACGGACCUAGGAAAGAGAAAGCGAAUGAGCGUUAUUUGUAAUUUUGUUGAAGUUCUUUGAUUCAUUUUUUUUUUCUCAUUUUCCCUUUUGCGCUCAGUAGUAGCAGUAGUACUUAUCGAGAAUAGUCCUUUUUUACAACUCAGUUUGGUGGAAUUGCACUGUAGCAGUUUUUUUUCUGUGAAAUGGACAGUACGUCAAACUGCGAAAAUAUAGUCUCACACGAACCAAGUACCGUGGAUAUACGUGGAUACUCUCACAAAUUCUAUGAACAGAUAUGCGUGGUUAAUAAAAAAAAAACGGGACAAAAUCUAUUUUGGAAAAAUACAUUAGUAGUAAUAAAAACCAAGAUGGCAGAAAGAGACACCGUACUGGAACACCACUAGAAGAAAAUGACCGCGAAAUCAUAUCCAUAUCGAUUCUUCUAUGUUGAUAAUAUAGAAAGCGCUUUUUGCCUCUAGACCUCAUGUGGACUGAAUUAGAAACUUAAACCUGUUUUGCAGUCUGCAUAAUUAAAUGCGUAUUUUAUUACCAAUAGUUAGUACCAAUAGAGUUUGCGUGUUAUUUAUUCCCACAAUGUAUAUAGACAAAGCAUCACAAAGAUUUUUACCUUCCUGUGGCAAAAGAAAAGCAUGAAUGACUGCUAGAAAUUUUCGCCUUAUGAAGACAAUAGCCCGAAAUAUAGCUGCCCGAUUUUGCUCCAGUAAAUCCCAAGUUGUCUGCAUAAUGCCGACAUGAACUUAAGGUACUAAAAAUAAUUAGAGUUAACAGAUCGUGCAUGUAUUAUGUAUAUAUAUAUAUAUACAUAUAUAUGCACGUGAUA
Varroa destructor (honeybee mite) is the source of this 3667-nucleotide messenger RNA. RefSeq lists its product as uncharacterized. The record is from RefSeq and is a predicted model, not a curated record. Lineage: Eukaryota; Metazoa; Arthropoda; Arachnida; Mesostigmata; Varroidae.